Messenger RNA from Vicia faba (fava bean), 282 nucleotides. Lineage: Eukaryota; Viridiplantae; Streptophyta; Magnoliopsida; Fabales; Fabaceae. The record is from the annotation of a GenBank genome assembly.
AUGAAUUUAUCACCUUCUUCUUCCUCUCAUUCCAAAUUUACGAUGAAGCUUCUCGUCGACACUGAAAACGACAAAGUUCUCUUUGUUGAAGCAUCCAAAACGGUAUUUGAUUUUCUUCUCAACAUUCUCUAUUUGCCUUUGGCCACUGUUGCUCAACUCGUCGAUGAAAAUGGAAUGCUAACCGGCGUAUGUAACAUGUAUCGCAGUCUUCAAAACCUCCCAGAUGAAUUCUUCAAUUCAUGCUACCAAGGGUUACACCCUCUACUACCGCCCUCGUCCUAA